Molecule: messenger RNA, 1818 nt
Organism: Rotaria socialis
Lineage: Eukaryota; Metazoa; Rotifera; Eurotatoria; Philodinida; Philodinidae
Source: the annotation of a GenBank genome assembly
AUGCCAGUGGAAGAUCCAGAAGAAAAUAAUGUUGACGUCUUAGUAAAAAAUCAUAGAGUUCGCAUGGUUUUUGUACAACGUUGGAAUACAUUGAAGAAGGAAAUACUUGAAUUAUUGACAUUUCAUCCUUCUACAUGGCGAGAUGCUUUUCGACCAAAUCCUAUAUAUCCGUUAUUUACAAAAGGAGACAUAGAUGGCCUAGUCGCCUUAUUUAUUGAUAAUAUGGCAACAUUAUUGACAAUUAUUCUCAGUCUUCUAACUGUUUUUGACAACGAUAUUGUGUAUGGAAGUAUUGCACCGGGAGUGGCAUUGGCCAUGUUAUGGGGUAACUUAUAUUAUGUUUAUAUGGCUCGAAAAUUAGCCUAUAAAGAUAAACGAGGUGACAUAUGUGCAAUGCCAUAUGGAAUUAAUACACCAGGAGCAUUUGCAUUUGUCUUUGGUAUUAUAUUUCCUGUGUAUAAUAAUUGCAUACAAGAAACCAAUGGCUCUAAUAAACGUGAAUGCCAAGAACUUGCUUGGUAUGUAGCAUUAGCAAGUAAUUUUAUAACUGGUGCUAUUAUCCUAUUGUUAUGUUUAUUUGGUGAAUUUAUUCGUCGUAAUAUACCUGGUGUUGCACUACUAUCAUCUUUGUCAGCAGUUGGAUUUACUUAUUUAGCAUUAAAUCAAUACUUGCCCAUAGCUGCUACACCCAUAGUAUCUUUUCUUCCGUUUGCUAUUGUCAUGAUUGGUUAUUUUAGUGGAAUUAAAAUCGGCCCUAUUCCAGUAGCUGUUGUAGCUCUUGUCAUUGGUACGAGUCUAGGUUGGGCAACAGCGCUCAAUAAAGCGCAAGAUGUUAUUGAUGCAACUCUUAUCAUCAAGCCUUAUUCACCUACAGUCACAAUUAAAAAUGUCUUUGAUAAUAUUAAUCGUGUUGGACCAUAUUUAUCAACUACAAUACCAACGGCUAUUUCAAUUGCUAUUGGUACCAUACAAUGUGUUGAAUCAGCAAAAAGAGCUGGUGAUUUCUAUCCAACUCAUGAAGCCAUGUUCGCUGAUGGAAUCGGAACCAUAAUUGCAAGUUUUUUUGGAUCAUUUCUUGGUAUGACCACAUAUAUUGGUCAACCAGCAUAUAAAAAAAUGGGUGCGAGACAAACUUAUUCAAUCGCCAACUGUCUUAUUUAUGUUCUAUUAUGUUUUUUUGGUAUAAUUGCUCUUUUUCUUAGAGUGAUUUCUGUUGUUGCCGUGAAUCCAGUCAUUAUCUUUAUUGGUCUUUUCAUAUGUGCAGAGACUCUCGCCAUUACACCACGACGUCAUUAUCCAGCAUUUCUUGUUGGUAUUAUGCCAGUCAUAGCUGAUUGGUCACGAACGACUAUAAUGAACGGUGUUACAUCUGCCUAUUCCCGGUUACAAAUAGCAAAUCUUGAUUUUCAAACAAACGUUACAUCACUGAUAACAGAUUUUUCUUUUCGUGGUCUCAACAAUUUUGCUGGUGGUAGUCUUCUUCAAUGUAUUUUUAUCUCAGCUAUUAUGAUAUAUAUGAUUGAUCGAAAAUUUAUUCGAGCUACUAUUUGGUCGUUACUUGCUAGUCUACUAUCCUUUUUUGGUUUAAUACACGCAUCAAAAGUUGGAGUUCUGUAUAGAGAAACUGAUGACGGAUGGCGAUUUACUGUUGCUUAUGCUAUGCUAGCCUUUAUUUUUAUUCUAUUCGAACUAGCACAACGACAAGGAUGGGUGCAAGAACCUGAAACUGAACCCGAUGAUUUGUCAUCAGAAGAAUGGGUAGAAUGGAAUAAAAGCAAACUUUCAACUCAAAUAGUUGUAGAUAACUCAAUACUUUAA